Molecule: messenger RNA, 1765 nt
Organism: Chenopodium quinoa (quinoa)
Lineage: Eukaryota; Viridiplantae; Streptophyta; Magnoliopsida; Caryophyllales; Amaranthaceae
Product: transcription factor Pur-alpha 1-like
Exons: 5
Coding region: 437-1294 (285 amino acids)
Biological process (GO): regulation of transcription by RNA polymerase II
Cellular component (GO): nucleus
Molecular function (GO): DNA-binding transcription factor activity, RNA polymerase II-specific; RNA polymerase II transcription regulatory region sequence-specific DNA binding; purine-rich negative regulatory element binding
Source: RefSeq, a predicted model, not a curated record
UAACUCAUGUGAACUCCAAGCAAUAGAGAGGAAAGGGAGAAUAGAGUGAAUAGGGCUUGGGAGGCGUAAAAAACGCGAUAUGGUUAGGUUGUGAAUCUGCGAGUGGGAGGGGAGUUAAAAUACAGUAAGGAGGGUGAUAACUGAUAAGAGUGUCCCAAAACCCUAAUUCAUCUUCUCCCUCCUCUUACAACAAACAAUACAAUACAAUACCCAGUUUCUUAGAAUGUCAUUGCCUUUUUCGGAUCUAUAAUUUUUGGGUUUACUCAAAUACAAUCAUUGUAUAUAAAUAUAUAAAAAAUAAAAUAUAUUUUGACGAGAUAGAAGAGUAAGUGCAGGAGUGAGACGAAGACGAUAAGGCGCACGGGGCCUCGAUCUUGACGACGGAGGGCGUGUGAGUGAUUGAUUGAGUGAGUGAUUGAUUUGAUUUGAUUGAGGGAUGGAGAAUAACUCAGGAGGCGGAGGCGGAGGCGGGAAUGACGUAGAGCUCCUGUGCAAGACGCUGCAGGUGGAACACAAGCUAUUUUACUUCGAUCUAAAGGAGAAUCCAAGAGGUCGAUACCUUAAGAUUUCUGAGAAAACCUCUGCUACUAGGUCUACCAUCAUCGUCCCUUCUAAUGGAAUUUCCUGGUUUUUGGAUCUCUUUAAUUACUAUGUUAAUUCUGAGGACCAGGAUAUUUUUAGCAAGGAGUUGCAGCUUGAUGCUAAGGUCUUUUACUUCGAUGUUGGCGAAAACCGAAGGGGCCGCUUUUUGAAGGUUUCUGAAGCUUCCAUGAGCAGAAACCGUAGUACUAUCAUCAUUCCUGCUGGAAGCACCAGAGAUGAAGGCUGGGCUGCAUUUCGUAACAUCUUGGCUGAGAUUAAUGAAGCUCUUAGGCUAUUUGUCAUGUCCAAUCAGCAAAAUUCUGAAGCUUCUGAACGUCUUGUUGGGCUCUCUGAUGAUGUUGGUGCUGGCUUUAUUGCGGGCCACAGCACUCAAUCUACACCUGCAACAGAAAUAACGGUGGACAGGUCUGCUGACCUACCUGCUCAGGACGAAAUUAGCGGCAACCUGGGAACUUCUAAAGUUAUCAGAGUUGACCAGAAGAGAUUUUUCUUCGACCUUGGUAGCAACAACAGGGGGCACUUUUUGAGGAUAUCUGAGGUAGCUGGUCCUGACCGUUCAUCCAUCAUUCUUCCAUUGUCUGGACUAAAACAGUUUUAUGAAAUGGUGGCACAUUUUAUGGAGAUCAGUAAAGACAGAAUUGAAGGAAUGGCAAGUGCAAACGUCCGGACGGUAGAUCCUCCUCAAAGAUAAAUGCUCGUCUCAAGAGUGUGUUUAUUUGUUUGGGUCUCAGAAUGUCAAUGCUCCUUAGCACUCUCGAUUGCAAUUAGUGAUCAAGUAGUGGUGACUUUAUAUUCAGAUGUUCUGUUACAUUUUAAUCUUUGUUUUCACUGCUGUAUUUGAUCCGGACAGUAAUAUUUGUUCAACUGCUGCACUAAGGGAAGAAAGUUGGUUUUUAUUGGCAAGGUAAAUUUAUACUCUUAUUGGGAAUAAUAAACAUCCGUGUACUUCAUGUAUGUGAGCUGUAAUUUGCAAUUGCAAGUAUGGAACUUUCCGGUAAAGCUCUAUUUGACUUCUGUCGUGUGUACUGUGUUGUCUGUGUAGUGAUAAUUUGAAGUAUUGUCAUUUUUAGGUGUUGGCUGUGAGUUAAAAAUCCUAGACCUUUGGUCUUAUGUCUGUAGACCGUUUGCGAGGGAAUUUACUAAUGGGUAUUUUUUUUUUUUU